AUGUCCAUUCUACCUACCUCAGAUCAAGUCAGAAAAAACAACACAUUGCACCCCUCCAGUUCAGGUGAAGAAGAAGAUGAAAGCCCCACAAAAGCUUCAAGGAAGUCUUCUGUUCACAAAAAGGCAAUCUCUGAUGACAACGGGAACAUAGUGACUCCAUUACGCACCACCAGGGUAACACGUAGUAAAGGAGCACCACCUUCCGGGAAAACUCCUGGUCAUGUGACUCCCAGGAAGAACGAAAAUAAAGCAGAGAAACAGAAAAAGGAAAAGGAAGUACUAGUUGAGGAUGAGAGCAGUGAGGGGAGCGAGGACGAAGAUGAAGUAAAGGAAGAUGAUAAAAUAGAAAAGGAACCCUGUGAUAAGUCAGAUGUAAAUGACGAUGAUUCAGAGGAUACAAAGGAUAAAAGUACUGAACACAUUCCUAAAGACAUUGAUCCCUUGAAUAAGGAGAAAGUAGAGGAAGAUUCCAUUGUUGAGGACCAAACUUCAGAACAUUCAAUGAAAGAUUCUACAUCUGACAAUGAAACAGACAAUUUACUUAUUGAUGAAAUAUCAAAUAAAGAAAAAAGGGAUGUAUUGAAAGACAUUUCGCCAGAGAAGGAGUCUGGGAGUCUGUGUGAUAAAGAAAGUGUAUGUGAUGAGGUUAAAGGUGAAGAGGGAGAGAUGAAUGAGGCAGAAAUCUUACAGGCAGGAAAUUCAUGUGAUGAUGGUGAUCAAAGUGAUCCCAGUUUUGAGAAGAAAGAAGCAAAGAUCAAAGACAAAGAAUCAGAAAACAAUGACAGUGAAAAGGAGGAUGAAAUGAUGGAGUUAGAGGAGGAGGAGGAAGAAGGACAGCUGUGUAUAGAUGAGGCAAGUGAUGAUUGUGAAACAAAGAAGGAUAUGAACAGCCAAGGGGAGAGUACUCUGAAUAAAGGGUUCAGUAGCCCACUUAAAGACAGGACUUGUGAGUUUUGUUCUGUGGUGAAGAAAAGUCCUGCAGACCUCCAACGACAUAUCCGCAAACACACAGGGGAACGUCCAUUCAAAUGCAAGAUGUGCAGUCGUAUGUUUAAAGCAAAGCGAAGCCUUCAGUACCAUCAGUUCAUGCAUCAUGGUAUCAAGAGUGAAAACAGUAACAUAUCCCAAAAGUAUUCCCUAAUGCGGAAGCGAAAGUUAGAGAUGGAUCAGCUACGAGCUGAGCUCAUCUCUCCAGAUGGAACCAAGCGCUUCAAGGGGGAUGACUCGCCAGAUGUAACAAUGAUGGAUGGUAUGACGAGGCAGGAUGGAAAAGACUCAAGCACAAGCCCAGAGAGUGGUGCCGAUGUGGAAUGUCAGAGUGAUCGCACUUGUUAUGUAUGUGGCAAACUCUGUCUCAAACCAAGUGACCUCAAACGACACAUGAUGUGCCAUACAGGGGAACGUCCAUUCAAGUGCGAUAUCUGUGGAAAACCAUUUCGUGCAAAGAACAGUAUGCUUUAUCACAAAAAGUCAGCUCAUGGAUUUGACAUUGAACUCAGUCCAGGUCUCGAGGAACGCUUCCUUCGACUGAAAAAACAAAGUAACCUUAACUCUAUAGCAUCCAAAAUGGCCCAUCCCAACCUGGAAAACACUCCAAAACCUCCAGUUUCAAACGGUUCUGAGGUGGACAUGGGGGAUGUUGACUCUGAUGAAACGUCAUCCAUACCAAACUUAGACAGCUACGCUAUGGAUAAGAAUGAUAAAGUCUUCUACAGUUGUGGCUACACCAGUUCUUUUCAGGAUGAUGAAGUAGAGCUAGACGAAUCAACGGGGUUGUUCAAGCAUAAGAUGCUAAAUGGAAGUCAGUGCAUAUUAGAAAAACCUGAUGAUAUGCUGGUGAACUCCAAUGACAUGUUGGCAAAUUCCGACAGUAUGGAUACGCCAGAUAUAACACAAAUGAUCAAGGAUGGAUCAAGUAUGGUUGGGGCUGAAAUCAUCCACGGAUCUCACUUCACUAAAAAUAGAAUCAGUAUCCGCAAUGAGACCGUCCUCGUCACACGACUGGAUGGCGUGAACAUGACAACUGGCAAAGAAAUAUGCCUGUACAAAUGCUACUUAUGUGGAAAGGUGUUUAAUUAUUUGAGUAAAGUGCAGUGCCACUUGUCAAUGCAUUUUGAAAAAGAUAUUGUGAUUUUUCAGUGCCAGUUAUGUAAAGCCUCAUUCUGGUUUAAAAACCAAGUGAUGCAGCAUAUUCGAAAAAGACAUCCAUCUGAGGUUGACAAUGCGAGUAAAAGACAAGAAAACGAGUGUAAAAAUAAUGAUGCUGACAAUGACACGUCUAACUCUGACAUGGAUUCAGGAAUUCAGGUAAAGUCAGAAGGGAACGACGAAAACAGUGAUGAAAGAGAGGGUAGUUCAUCUCCAGUGGGUAGCAAACUCAAAAAGGACGAUAUAUUCAAAAAAGAAAGUGAGGAUCGUGAAAAUGAAAUGUUGUGUCGAUUUUGGCGUGGAUUGAAAUAUCGAAAGAACAGUAACGGUUCCUAUGUGUGCCUGGUGUGUCGCAAGUCAUUUCACCGUGAGAUUUCCCUACUCAAACAUAUCAAAAUACACAGUGGACACAAACAGUGCUAUUGUCAGGAGUGUGGCAAGGGCUUCUCCGAAUUCACGGCUCUACGCCAACACUUGACCCUUUUCCAUGGCCUUCGAGACAACCACCAAACAGUUAAACCCCAUAUCAAAGCCUCCACCAAACAUUCACUUCUGUCAAAUCUUUUGAGUAAGAAGGCUGGUAAAGAGGCAGACACAGACGUCCACAAUUCUACUCGUCAGUCACAGGAAGAACAUGCACGCCAGUUACUCAUCAAAGAAGGUAUACAGGAGGAUGUAACUGUGGUCAUGCCUUGUGGGCCGGAUGAUGACCCAGAUGUUGAUGAUGGUCCCCGCCUGUUGGAUGUUUGGUCUGAGAGAGAUUCGGAGGAGAGCAGUGAAGCUAACAGUCAAGAUGGGAUGGUCACUCCUCUGUUACCUAGACGCUCAUUAGGAAAGGAAACAAGCAAGUCAAAAAGGAAGUCUUCACAACCGGUGAAACUGCAUAAUGCCUCCAUCCCACCACCUGCUCCUUUACAGGUGUCUAUUCCAACUCCAGCACCAGCUGUUGCCCGUGUUCCAAUGCAGAUCCCAACACGACUCCUCAUCAAUGGCGAGGCUGCAAGAGCGGCUGUUGCAACCUUACCUGGAAGAGUAGACCUGCCUGGCAAUGUACAGAUCAAACAGGAGCCACUGUCACCAACAGCUGAUGUGCCUACCACAUCUGUAACAACAUCCAACAUGGUCUCUACAAAUCCCCAAGUGACUCAGUUUCUAAUGAACUCUGGCCAGAUGAUCUUGACCAGUGGUAGUGGAUCAACACCUGGCCAACCUCAGCCUAUGAUGCUUUUGUCCAAUUCGGCCUUCCCCUCUCCUAUCCCUGGAAACAUUAUAGGUAUGGUACAGGUUGCAAACACAGCUAAUCAAAUUUCAGCAAAAGACCCUAUGCCCUCAGACAGCUCUACCCCAAUGUCAUCAGAUCCAUCCCCAAUCAACUCAGAUGGUAAUGACCGGGAAACCCUCGUGGGAUUCCCUCGCGUCCAGUGGUCACCAAACGAAACUCCUCCUACCUCAGGCUCUGGCUUCACUUGGAGCCAGAUAUCUGCUGAUGGGCGCAAAGUUACCUCCCUUUCUCGUACACAUUCAAGACUGCCUAUUGUGAAUGCUCCAGUCAACAGAGACAAGGUGUGUAAGCCAAUGACCUUGACUGAUGGUAGACAGGUGUACAGAUGUCCUUUCUGUAGUAAAGACUUCCUCUCCUACUCGGACAUCAACAGGCACAUGGACUUCCAUGAGGAUAUCCGACCAUAUAAAUGCAAGUACUGUGACUACUUUGCCAGAACUAACAGUCAACUCAAGGUCCACAUGAUGAGGCAUCAAGGUAUACGAGAGUUCUGCUGCAAGGUGUGUAAUUAUAAAGGAGUAACACAAUCUGACUUAAAUCGUCACAUGAAGUCCCAAAUUCACAUACUAAAGUCUCGCAAUGAGUGUAACCACUGCGGUGAAGGUUUCGUUACACAGAAGAAUCUGGAGAAGCACCUGGAUGGAAACUGUAUUGUCAAAAUGACCAAGAUGGAGGACACUUCUGAUUUUUCUUGAAAAUUUGGAAUCCUGAAAAAUUUCAUUUUAAGAUCUUAAACAUGCCAAUUAUACCUCACUAUUCAGAAGGAAAGUUU
Ylistrum balloti is the source of this 4202-nucleotide messenger RNA. Its product is annotated as zinc finger protein 236-like. The record is from RefSeq and is a predicted model, not a curated record. Gene Ontology annotation, cellular component: nucleus. Bases 1 to 4125 code for a protein of 1374 amino acids. The transcript has 7 exons. NCBI's taxonomy places the organism in Eukaryota, Metazoa, Mollusca, Bivalvia, Pectinida, Pectinidae.